AAGGCUUAGAGGCUGGCUGACUAAGGCGAAUCUGCCCUCUGCUGUCCGCUCACAUCAACCAUAGCCCGCAAAGCGCGUCUGCGGUACGUGAAGCUAUCGACCGCAUCCCAAGCCGACUAUUUCCCGUACGGCCCUGAUGAGCAGAUAGCGUUGGCCUGAGUCUACUGUCGCGCGGUGGUUUGAAUGCACUUGCGCACGCCCAUCGCCCUACUGUCACCCCCCUCGCGACGCGCUCCUACGCUUUCGACUGUCGCCUACAGACCCUCGGGAUAGCCGCGCAUCAUGGACUUCCAAUCGCCCCAGAAUGGCAUGUACGAUCCUUCGAGCUUCAUCGACCCAAGCGCAAUCGUGAACCCCCAGAUGAAUGGCACGCGAUCCUAUCCAAUGUCGUCGAUACCCCAAAAGCGCGACUCCGCCGGCGCCGCCCUGUCUCUUUCCCGCUCCCAAACCCCGUCGCAGCAAGCCCAGUUUGGCUUCCAGCAGCAGCAGGCCUUCACCCACACACCCUCUCCCACCAUGCAAAACCAGAACUUUGCGCCUAGUCAAUUGGGGCCCCAGAGAAUGCAGACCGCCUCGCCCGCGCAAAACCCCCAUGCGCCGCAGAUGUCCCCCAUGGGUUUCCAAGGUUCACCCAUGAAUCAAGGCUUCCCGCCGAGUUCUGGCGGGCAGUUCCCGGUCCAGUCAGUCCAACUGUCGCAGAAUCUACAGAGUCGACAGCAGGAGGCGCAAAGACAAUAUGCCAUGCGUUUACAAGCUCAAGCGCAACAACAGCAACAGCUAGGAAACCUGGCUGCAAGCAAUAUGGCUGCACAACAGCGACACCAGACGGGUCAGAUGCCCGGCGCAAUGCAACAUCUUGGCAUGCAACCGAACAUGAUGCAAGCGCAGCAGCAGCAACAGCAACAGCAACAACAGCAGCAGCAGCAGCAGCAACAGCAGCAACAGCAACAGCAACAGAAUCCUCACCAUCAGUUCCAGCAGUUCAUCAAGAACGUUGGUGCGCUGAUGGCUCAGCAUGGUCGGCCGUUCAAUCCCCAGCCAUCGUGCGCCGGUCGCCCCAUCAACCUCCAGAACCUGUACGCAAUAGUAUUGCGGUACAAGGGCCAUCGCUACGUUACGCAGUCGCAAGCCUGGUCAAGAAUUGCGCAGAUGAUAAGCAUAAACACGCAGCAAUUCCCCGGCGCCCCUGAAGAGUUGCGCGCUAUAUAUGAAGCAAAUUUGGGCAUCUAUGAGAAUGCCUUUAUGCAAAGACAGCAACAGAUGAAAGCCGUACCGCAGCCAGGACAGAUGGGACCCAUGGGACAGAUGGGUCAACAGAUGUCACCAACACGGCCAACUGUGCCGGGACAACAGAACAACGUAUCUGCACAGCAAGAAUACCUUCAGCAAUUGCAACGAUCUCAGGAAGCGAUGAAGCAGCAGCAGCAUCAUCAACAGCAGCAGCAGCAGCAACAGCAGCAACAACAUCAACGGCAAUCUGUACCGCCGGCACAACAGCCACAACAGCAAUACGACCCUUCAACGCAGCCACUACAGUCGACGCCGGUACAAAGUAAUGCUGCGCUUCCGAAUGUCAACGGCACCACACCUCAGCCUGACGGAAACGCCCGGAAGAGUUUGAGCCGGCAGUUGGAAGGAACACCCACUCGAGGACAGGAGUCAAGUCAGACACAAUCAUCACCAUUAAAACAGGAGGAAAACGCUGCCACCUCGGAGCCAGCUGCAGUUGCUGUAGAGGAACCUGAGAAGCGGAAACCAGUAAUCGAACAAGAUGAUGGCACCAGAGUAUACCAACCCGCGUAUCGAACGCAGGAUACCUGGGGCGGUCUAGAUUUUGACUCAGACAACUUCAAGAACAUGAUUGACACCAUCACCAACUACAAGCCGAACGUUCCUUUAUUGCCAGAGAUGGGCGUUAUCGAUAUCAGAGCUCUCACAAUGAGUCUUCGAUCGGGACUUCAUGCCGAGACUAGACUUGCGUUAGACACACUCACAAGAAUUACGUACGACAACACUGUACAGUUCAAUCUAUCGCAUUGCGAGGACCUAACGGAUGUACUGGUCGAGUUUGCGGAAGACCAAUUGGAUAUUCUUGGGAACGACAAUCCCGAGGUUACAGAUAUUCUGGAUCUUACGCCGUAUGAGGACGUCUUACAUCAUUGUCGCGCAGAGGCCGCAACGUUGCAAGAGUUUCCAGAAGCUGGGACACAGGCGUAUCUCCUCGACCGAACUGCGGACCGGUUGCUUGCCAUUACCACAAUCUUCCGAAAUCUUUCUUUCCUCGAGGUCAACCAUGACUCCCUCGUUAGCCCUGCUGUACUCAAGUUUCUCGCCAAUUUCAUACGGCUUGUUGGGACCCGCGUACUGCUUCUACGAUCACAUAUCAACACCUUCGACUUCAUGAAGGACGUGAUCACAUUCUUCUCCAACACAAGCGCUAAGGUUGUACUACCCUCCCGCGAAGACGCGUAUGCUGUUCUUCAUUUCCUGUGUGCUUUCGCCCCUUGUCCUCGCCCUAGCGAACCGGUCAAAUUCACACCCUUCAACCCGCAGAUCCAUCGUUAUCUCCCAUCCGCCGUUGACAGCUUAGCAAAACUACUUGCUCGCGACGACCCCAACCGGACGUACUACAAGCAGAUCUUCGUCAAUGAAGCAACUUCAAUACCCGCUUACGACCUUCUAACACGCUCAUUCGCCCUAGCCAUCUCCGUCGUACCCGAUCGCAACUACAUCGAAAAUCGCAUGUACGCAAUGAAAGAACCACGACCCAAAGAAGUCCGCAUGUUCGAAGCGCGUAUUGCGGAGUCACGGAAAGCGUAUCUGAUGCAGGGCAUGCUUGCCGCAGACAUUCUCGCCAGCCUAGCCCCUGGACCGGAAAGUGGAAUAUGUCGGAGCUGGCUGGAGUCGCAAGAUGGCUGGGCACAUAGCUUACUCAAGUUCGCAAUGAGUCUCUCUAGUACUGACGCGGCUAUCCAACCCCCACCUCCGCCGCCCAACCAGCGUGGCCAAAGACCUAUGGACCAUGACCGAGAGGGCUUUCAACUCAUUGUUCAUCGCGCGCUGAGUACGCUGAAAAGAUUAGGCGAUAAGAGCAAGGGUGGCGAGUCGUUGGUCAAAGGCGUACAGACCAAUGGCCAAAUUAAUCACGAUAACGACGAGGAUGAGGAUGAUAUGGAGAUUCUUGACUUCAAUAGAAGUACAUGGAAGGUUAAAUCGGACAUAUUGCCGAGGAAAGAAACAUUGCUUGGUGCGUUGCUUACUGCGCAAUUGGAUGUUCGGAGUUUGAAUCAAUUUUGCAAGAUUGGGUAUCUGGAUGAGUAAUUGAGUUUGGAUACCACUGGAAGGGACUGGCGAGAUUCAGCAUGUGUACAGCGUGGACAGGCUUGCAUUUGCAGAUAUCCUCACUUGGGUGAUGCAUUGAAAACGAGGUCGGGCUUACAUGAGUAGUGCAGCGAUGAGAGUGAUAUGGCGCAGGAAGCUCUACUUCUAGCUUGUACACUUAAUUGACUAAACGGACAACUUCUGUGGAAUAUUAUGCAUUUAUCCCCAAUAACUAG
Molecule: messenger RNA, 3557 nt
Organism: Cucurbitaria berberidis CBS 394.84
Lineage: Eukaryota; Fungi; Ascomycota; Dothideomycetes; Pleosporales; Cucurbitariaceae
Exons: 2
Coding region: 283-3321 (1012 amino acids)
Biological process (GO): regulation of transcription by RNA polymerase II
Cellular component (GO): nucleus; SWI/SNF complex
Molecular function (GO): transcription cis-regulatory region binding
Source: RefSeq, a predicted model, not a curated record